CCUCCUCGGCCCAUCUCAGCUCCCAUUUCUCGCUCUGCUUCCUGUAUGUAGUCAUUUGAGUACGGGUGUGAUUGAGCUCCCGAUAUGCCUCUUCGGAUUGAACACGCAGGGAAUCAUUUUCAGCUCUUAUAACCUGAAGUUGUUCCAGUAGGAUAGCCUUCUCUGCGUCCGAAGCAACUAGGUGAGCUAUUAGAACAUCUCACUCCCCUGCCAGGCGCAAUCAGCAAUCACUGGUGGGGCAAGAAUGGGACCAAUGGACCAUGCGCACAUGGGGCGAGGUUGCUGAUGUCCUCCCUUCUAGGCCAACCUCCCCAAAAUCUUCUCCCAGUCCUACUUCUCCCACCUCCCUGGAUGUUGCCCAAGUAGCUGAGAAACGCGGGGCAAGCGUUGACAGAGGCACAACCACAAAGAAGGGCAUGCAGCGAGGUGGAUUUAGCCCUUGCGGUCAUAUUUCUUUCUUCACCCGCAACAAGGAGCCUUCAGAAGGUGGCAAGGAGAAGAAGGACAAGGACAAGAGCAAGUCGACUUCUUCCUCGUCGUCGGGAGGCGGUUGGCUCGCACAUAGUCGCG
Molecule: messenger RNA, 570 nt
Organism: Serpula lacrymans var. lacrymans S7.9
Lineage: Eukaryota; Fungi; Basidiomycota; Agaricomycetes; Boletales; Serpulaceae
Exons: 1
Source: RefSeq, a predicted model, not a curated record